Messenger RNA from Brassica oleracea var. oleracea, 1117 nucleotides. Its product is annotated as peroxidase 24. The record is from RefSeq and is a predicted model, not a curated record. NCBI's taxonomy places the organism in Eukaryota, Viridiplantae, Streptophyta, Magnoliopsida, Brassicales, Brassicaceae. The transcript has 4 exons. Gene Ontology annotation, cellular component: plant-type cell wall; plasmodesma. Gene Ontology annotation, biological process: hydrogen peroxide catabolic process; response to oxidative stress. The coding region runs from base 20 to 1099 and encodes 359 amino acids. Gene Ontology annotation, molecular function: heme binding; peroxidase activity.
AAAAGUCUAGAGUCGAGUCAUGGCUAAGAACCAGCAGACUCUAGCUCGGUUUCUAUUUUCUCUUGGUUUGGUUUUGGCUGUCUUACUUUAUGUUGAUGGUAAAGGAGACAGUCGCAGCAAUGGUCAUAAUAAUGGUCAUAACAAUGGCCAUGCGAGGAGGAGAGGAAGAUGGGAGGGUAAGCUGAAGAUGAAAUUCUAUCACAAGACCUGUCCUGAAGCCGAGGAUAUCGUGAACGAGAUCGUGUCCGAGAAAGUCAAAGCAAGCCCUAGCUUAGCUGCCAAGUUACUGAGGGUUCAUUACCAUGACUGCUUUGUUAGGGGGUGUGACGCAUCACUGUUUUUAGAUUCGGUUGCUGGCAAAGCCGCGUCAGAGAAGGAAGCGAGACCUAAUCUCUCGCUUGUAGGGUUUGGAAUCAUCGAUGAGAUCAAGUCAGUUCUUGAAAAACGAUGUCCCAAAACCGUCUCCUGCGCUGACAUUCUCACGCUAGCCGCCCGCGAUGCCGUCUCGUACCAAUAUGGUCGGCCGCUAUGGAAUGUAUUUACCGGACGUGUUGAUGGAAGAGUUUCAUUGGCGACUGAGGCCACCAGAGACUUGCCGUCCGCUGGGGCAAACUUCACCUCUCUACAGAAACUCUUUGCCGAGAGCGAUUUGGACGUCGUUGACCUCGUUGCUUUAUCAGGAGCGCACACAAUAGGAACAGCACGUUGCGGUGUGUUUAGUCGGAGACUGUUGAACUUCACCGGAAAAGGGGACACAGAUCCUUCCCUGAACUCUAGCUACGCCUCUUUCCUCAAAUCCAAAUGCUCAGACAAAUCUCAAAGACUCAACUCUACCGCAGUGGUCGGAAUGGACCCCACAGGAGCACUCUCCUUCGACAGUGGCUACUUCGUAUCUCUCCUACAACACAAAGGACUCUUCACCUCUGACGCUGCCUUGUUGACUGAUCCCUCAGCCGCUCACAUUGCUAGUGUUUUCCAAAACUCUGAAAGCUUUCUUGCUCAGUUUGGUCGGUCUAUGAUCAAGAUGAGCUCCAUCAAGGUCCUUACACUUGGAGAUGAAGGUGGUGAGAUUCGCAGAAACUGUCGCGUUGUCAACUAAUAAAAUCACCUUGUACCC